This is a messenger RNA of Chilo suppressalis (striped riceborer), 4878 nucleotides long. The record is from the annotation of a GenBank genome assembly. NCBI's taxonomy places the organism in Eukaryota, Metazoa, Arthropoda, Insecta, Lepidoptera, Crambidae.
GCAAGCCAUAUUUUCACAGAUAAAUUUUAGAAAGACAGUAUAAGAAACAGAUUUAUUAACAAAAAUGUAUUGAUGAAUAAAUUAGAUCUGUUUUAAAAAUCAAUAAUUAUAUUUUCUCUGCGCAAGUCGGUACAUUUCAGUAUUUUCUUUGAGGUGCUUUGGUAUUUUCGUAAAAUUUAUUCUGGUCACACUGAUUUCAUUUUUCAUUUCAUUCCAUUCCUUAGCGUUUUUCUCUCUCACUGAUCGCGUUUGUUCGAUGUGCGUUCGAUUCGCAAAAUGGCGGACGGAGGCGUCGACAUAGAUCUUUACGCUGAUGAUAUUGAAUCAGAUUUUAAUAGACAGGACGAGUUUGGAGGCGAGAAUGUGGAUUUAUACGAUGACGUGAUCGCUGCUCCGCCUGCGAAACCGGAGGAUGGCGAUGGGCCGCCGAAUUCCGGAGCUCCACAGCAUGCACACCCUCCCGAAGAAACAAAUGGCAACGCUCCAUAUCACCACGCACCCAGCCACCAUCAUGGCCGCCGCUUUCAACUUUACGUCGGCAACCUCACUUGGUGGGCAACGGAUCAAGACAUAGCUAAUGCCGUCGCCGACGUUGGCGUGACGGAUUUUCAAGAUGUGAAGUUCUUCGAGAAUAGGUCGAAUGGACAGUCGAAGGGGUUCUGCGUCAUAUCUCUCGGGUCGGACCAGUCGAUCCGCAUGGUCAUGGAUCGACUGCCGAAGAAGGAGAUCCACGGACAACAUCCAGUUGUCACAAUGCCAACUAAACAGGCUUUGAAUCAAUUUGAGAGCCAGUCGAAGACUCGGUCUACACCGCCAGGGCCGAACAACCCUGGCAUGAGAGGGCCCCAUCCAGGCGGGCCGCCUGGACCCCAUCCUGGAGAAUUUUUCGGUGGUGGCCCCAACGGCCCCGGUCCGAACGGGCCGCGCAUGAUGAUGGGCGGCGGGCCGCACCACCAGAUGCGGGGCCCUCCGCCCGGGCCGCACCACCACCCGCACCCGGGCCCGCCCCCGCACCACAUGCAGCACCAGGGCCCGCCGCCGCACCAAGGCCCGCCGCCUCACCGCCCGCCCAUGCCGUUCCAAGGGCCACCGCAGAUGCAGCGCCCGCCAGGCCCGCGGCCGGGCCCGGAGUGGGGCGGGCGCGGGCCCCCGCACCACAUGCAGCCGCAGCCCGCGCCGCAGUACGGCCCGCCCCAGCACCAGGUGCCGCCGCAGCAUCUGCCGCCCCAGCACGCGCCGCCUGGGCAAGGCAUGCCGCCGCCGCAUCACCAGAUGCCGCCUCAUCAACAGGGCCCGCCUAGAGGACCCGGGCCGAUGCCACAACACCCAGGUGUAGGUGGUGCUCCAGCUCCGCACGUGAAUCCUGCAUUCUUUAAUCAGCAGCCGCCCGUGCAGCCCCAGCCCGGCCCGCAGCCCCCGCAGCCCGGCCCGCCAGCACAAUUCGUUCCAGGGCCGGGUGCGCCGUACGGCCACCCCGCUCACGGGGCCCCGCCGCCGGCCCAGGGCCCGCCGCCGGGGGCCCGCCAGCCGUAUGGGAGACCGCCGCAGAACUACCCAGCUCCAGCUGAGCCAGCGAGAGCUCCUCAUCACCCAGCGCCGAUACCGCACGUUCCUCACGCUGCUCUCCCACCCCACCCGGUGAUAUCUGAAGCGGAGUUCGAGGAAGUGAUGAGCAGGAAUCGAACCGUGUCCUCAAGCGCCAUAGCCCGCGCCGUCAGCGACGCGGCCGCAGGGGAAUACGCCUCGGCCAUCGAGACUCUGGUCACUGCCAUAUCCCUCAUUAAACAGAGCAAGGUGGCUCACGACGACCGUUGCAAGAUCCUAAUAUCAUCCCUCCAAGAUACAUUGCACGGCGUCGAGACCAAAUCGUACAGCAGCGGCGACAGAUCGCGGCGCUCGCGGUCGCGGGAGAGAGACGCGCGCGUGCAUCACCGCGCGCCGCGCCGCCGCGACCGAUCCGCCAGCCGGUACCGCGACCGCAGCCGCGAGCGGGACGAGCGCGACCGAUUGACUGUACUAUAGGGCCUCUUCUUGUGUGUUAUUCACAUUCUCAUUGAAAUUUAUACUGUGCCACAUUCUCAUCAAUGGAAGAAUAUCCAGGAAAACACUGGGGGCCGCUUAGCGUGCGUCGCUCGACAGUCGUCACGUCAAUGAGGUAAGUUGGCGAUUUAGGCGCAUUUAACGGGAUGAAGAAUCGUAUUGAGCGUUAAAAUAUGUAUGAAAACAUGUCUCAAGUUGCAGGGAUUGACGCAAAAUGGCGUAUUAUGCGAGAAAUCGUAUUAAGCGUGAUCGCAUUAAACUGUUUCUACUGUAUAUGGUCAAAACCAUAUGCGUAAUUAUUCCGUUUUGUUCGCCAGCUCCUCAUUACUAAUGCUACGGCUGAUGGCAAUUCAACUUCGAAUUAAUUGCACUACGCAAGGGUUGCCAGGUUAGGUAGGGUAGGGUUGCCAGGUCGCCAAACCUAUAAGCAGGACUGACCAGCCAGUGUGGCCGGACAUUGGAGUAAAAAGGCCGGACACCCUACAUUAUUAGGAUUUUUGUAACUUCGAUUGACAAAAAUUGUACAUAAAAUAAAAGUGGCCGACAGUGUACUCGCUUGCGCUCGGCCACGCUUGGCACUCGCUCGUUUGUAAAUGUAAAAAUUUGGCUUUUGUUAGGCAGCGUUUAUUUUGGCUGGACAUAAUCAAAAAGCCUAACUAUGUCCGGGUGUAUCCGAGCGUUUUCCAAAAAAGGUGUACCCCCCACUAUUGAGCUGUCCGCCGUGUUUGAAAUAUAAUAAAAAAUAUAGUUAAUGUCUCAAAAAUUAUUUUAAUGAUUGAAAAGCAUUAAACACACUCGUAAACUAGUUAAGUUUAAACAAAAAUCUUACUUCUUUGCGUUAAUAUUUCAAUAAUGACCAUUUUUAUAUACCAAGGGUUCACAUUUUGAUGUCCCCCACUCGUGUAAUUCGAUGUCGGAAGGCGAUACUGUAAUUUUUUCUACUAGGAUAGCAUCAUUUGUGGUAGCGUUUGAAAAUACACUGAUAUAUCUAUCGUCGCCGGUAGUUUUUAAUUUAAGUUUUAUGAUCAUUUAAAUACAGUUUGUUUUUCAAAAAAGUCGUAAAAAGUGGUACCGAACGUACAUGUCGGUUUUGACACGGUUAAAACUGGCAUUUAAAAAAAUUACCAAGACUAUUUCAGUUUUUGAAAUGGCAACAACAUCCUUUUUACCCACCGACCGCCAUUUUAUAAAAGAUAUUUGUCAAAUACCCUUCGAGUAAACAGACGUGUUUAUGUGAGAGCCACGGCCGUCAAGAUUUCUCCUUUCGGGUUUGACACAGAUUUAUCUACUAAUUCAGGUAAGUUUAACUUAUUUAACUGUUUUUAAAUUAUGAGCAAUAUCCUAAUGUAAGGUUAUUUACAUUUGGUAACAAACGUAGGUAAAAGUUUUCGUCAGAGUAAGUUUUUGAAUAUAAAAUGGGAAGUGAACGUCACGUCAGUUUUGCGACAUUUUACCCCGUGACCUACAAGCUGACUAGUAAAGUCGCAAAACCGACACCAUAAAGCUAAGACUACAUGAUGGCAUUACCUUUUUACCCGACUGACGAAGAAAGGAGGGUAAUGUUUUUCGAGCAUAUUGUAUGUAUGUAUGUCCAUUUCUUUGGCACGCCCUACAGCCUAAACGGUUCGACGGAUUUUGACUUGCGAGGUGUCAUUCGAUUCGUCGUGAUUGUGUACUAAAUUUUAAAAAAUCAAAUCCCCUCUUUUUAACUGUCGUGUUAGUAAGUGUGUCUGAUCUCUGUUUAAUUUUAUAUUUUUAUGAUGAUUAUUUAAAAAAAUAAAAUAUAAUAUUGAUUUUAAUUUAACCUUAACUUUACUUUAAUUUUAGGUUUUAAAUAGACCCGAAUCCAAUAAUUACUUUGUCGGUUAAACUACAUAUUCAUUGUUUAAUCGUAAAAGUAACGGUUACUUUGGCAUCAGCUGUGACAAAACCGAACUUAAAACCAGAAUAAUUAGUAUUAUAUUGAGUUGGUGAUUAAAUUGGCCUUUUUGCAAUAAUUAAUUACUGAUAAUCUUCGUAACUCAAUUAAAAUCUUUUGCGUCUUUCUUCAUAGUUAGUAGAUAACUAGCGUUUAAGAUAGUCGCAAAACUGACAUUUUAUUCUUCAGAGCUAGUUUAAUUUGAUGAUUUCUCGUAUAAUAGAUUAAUCUCCAACAAUUAAAUAUACUGUCAUAAACUAUCAUGUAUCUUAAUAAUAUCUAAUACAAAAAAAAUCAUCAAAAAUGGGAUAUCUUAUAAAUAAGCAUAAAUUCAAGACAAGUACACUUUUUUGGAAAAUGCUUAUCCGCACGCCUGGCAACGCUAACUGCGUUGAUAACGAGAGAUCGAAUCGUGAGAAAAGCUAGGACUUCUCGCGAUAAAAUUUAAUUACACAUCGAACUGAACUGCGUGUAUUAUUCAUUAACAAUAAGAAAAUAAUGAUUGAAGAAAUGAUAAAAUUAAUAGUAAAUUAAGAAUAAAAACUAGGUUUGUAAAAACCGCAACACCCAGACCACCAAAAAAGUUAUCCCGCCCAAAUGCCGCGAUGUUCUGUGUUAAUGCGAAAUCGCGAUGUUUAUUCAAAUGUCACUGUGGGAGUACAUUAUUUCUUUACGGUCGACGCGUCGCUCUAAGUCGUCGCACAUAGAGGUAAAGUCAUAGCCGGCCGAGCGACCGGUCUUCUCGCUGCUCGCCAGUGGCGGGGCAAGACCUAAAUUUGAUGUGGGCAAGACAGAUUUCGGUAGGCCCUGUUCUGUGGCGACCUGAAGACGGAUUUUAUAAAAUAAUACAAAAAAAGAAAUUCGCUUUUAAGCAAUGCAUAAAAAUUUUUGAGGCGCGAGGCCCCUUGUACCGCGACGCC